AUGACCUUUAAUAUGGUUAAUUAUAAUAUUCGAGUGGUACUCUCAUAUUCCCAACAAAAUCUUGUAUCAGAUUAUAUAUUGGAAAGUGUAAUGUUUUCGGUAAUACCUCUGGAAAUGGUGGAGCAAUUGGGGUACAAGAAUUCUAUUGAAAAAACAUUGUACUCUUCUUUUGGAUAUGAUCAAUGGUAUGUGAUUCCCACACAUCAAGGUAAUGGUGUGUCUGGGGCAGUCUUAUUUCUGAAAGAAAUUGAAGAAGCAGAGAAUGAGAAAUUGGUGAUUCCAGUGGUAGUUACCUGUAGUAAAAAUAAAACGCCGAAGAAUGUAAAAAUCCAAUAUAAAUUCUCCCUGGAACCCGGUGAUGCAUAUCAGCUAUGUCUGUCAAUGAGAGAAGAUAAUAAAUCAUGCUUUGGAGAUAUGGUACUGCAGACUGAAGAAACAUUUUCCACAGAUAUGCGUUUGUUUGUGGUUUUUAGUGUUAUGAAUCGCGGAGAAAAAGGUCCUUCUGACAUGUCGAAGCUAGAAUUUGAUGUGAAUCCUGCAUUAACAAAAACGCAUCAAGAAGUUCUGAAAAAGGUGUUUAGAGCUCACCAAAAGGUGUUUGCGAUGUCUCUGAAGGAUGGAGCGGAGUUGAAGGCCGAGCCAUAUGUCAUCCAGCUAAAAAAUGAAACGAAACCAAUUCGAGUCACUCCUCGAAUUGCACCUUAUGAGGCCAAUAAAUGGUUCAAAGAAUAUAUUGAGCAGCUCUUGGAUUUAUGGCUAAUGGAAAGGUGCCAUGGUUCCUGGGCAGCAGGUGUAAUAUUGGUUCCAUCAGACAUCGAGCAGAGGAGUCCUAGGGGAAGGAAGGUAAUGAAAUUAAAACGGGCACCUAGGUUCAAGGUUAACUAG
Mucor mucedo is the source of this 885-nucleotide messenger RNA. RefSeq lists its product as uncharacterized. The record is from RefSeq and is a predicted model, not a curated record. The transcript is spliced from 4 exons. Lineage: Eukaryota; Fungi; Mucoromycota; Mucoromycetes; Mucorales; Mucoraceae. Bases 1 to 885 code for a protein of 294 amino acids.